AUGGAGCGCGGCUUGGGUAACCGGGCCAUGUUGGCCAAGAUCGACAAGCUUCGGGAGCUGAACGUUGGCUCCAUGAUCCCCCUUCCUCAGCUUGUCGUCGUGGGCGAUCAGUCAUCUGGAAAGAGCUCCGUCUUGGAGAGCCUGACUGGAUUUUCCUUCCCGCGAGCGACGGGACUGUGCACCCGCUACGCAACGCAGAUUACGUGCUGCCGCGACGCGCUCAAGAGCGUGGCCAUCUCCAUCAUUCCGCGUCCGGACGCGGAUGACGCGCUGAAGGCCGAGCUGCUAGCUUUCGAACGUCGCUUCACCGAGAUCGACAAUGACCAGCUCGCCAACGUCUUCCAAGAGGCGAAUGCAGCUAUGGGUAUCCGCAUGGGCUCAGGCGAUCCGGCUUCUGCAGGUGGCGCGUUUAGCGAGGACAUACUCAAAAUUGAGAUUUUCGGACCCGACCAGGAUCAUCUCACCGUUAUUGAUGUUCCUGGCAUCUUUCGCGUAGCCACGCCUGGUCUGACGACCGAGACGGACAUCAAGCUGGUCGAGAACAUGGUCAAGCGCUACAUGGACAACUCUCGAACGAUCAUUCUGGCGGUCAUGCCUUGCAAUGUAGACAUUGCCACUCAAGAGAUUCUCAAGCUCGCCGAGGCUGCCGACCCCGAUGGUGCUCGGACCAUGGGGGUUCUCACCAAGCCCGACCUCGCCACGGAAAAGGCUACUCGGGCGGCGGUCCUCGACCUCGUCCUCGGCAAACGAAGCAACCUCAAGCUGGGCUAUUACGUGGUGAAGAAUCGCAGCGCCGACGAUGACACCUCGACACUGGCGCAGAGGGCCCUGGCCGAGAAGGCCUUCUUUGGUGGCACGGAAUGGAGCAGCGUCGCUGAACGCUGCGGCGUCGCUGCUCUCAAGGAGCGGCUCCAGAAGCUGCUCAUGAAGAUCUCAAGAGACGAGUUUCCCAACGUCAAGGCGGAUAUCGAUCACCGUCUUCGUCGUGCGCAGACCUCCUUGGAAGACAUGGGCCCUGCGCGGGCCGACCACGCGGCUCAAAGACUCUAUCUCGGCAGAAUCGCGACGCGCUUCCAGACCGUCACGACGUCUGCCUUGAACGGACACUAUGUCGGAGACGACAUUUUUGACGCCAAUCCAGAGCUGAAACUCAUCACGAAGAUCCUGAGUCUUCACACGUCCUUUGCUCAAAACUUCGCGCGGCGUUCCCACAUGCUCAAAUUCGACGACGCCGUGGACAAGGCUGAGAAGCCAGGCAGCUGUGCGCUCCCGUCCAGAGUUGAGCUUGAAAAGUAUACCGAGUUGCAGGACACCAUCGUCGCCGAAGAAUAUAAGUGCCCGGACCCGCUCGAAAAACCCAUCAUAGACGGCAUCCGAGUCAUCUAUCAGGCCAGCCGUGGCCCUGAACUUGGAACAUUUGGUGGCACCAUCUUGUCGUCCGUCUUCCUGCAGCAGUCAAAGAAGUGGGAGCCAUUGACCCUGAUGCACAUGAGCCAGACGAUCGUGCUGGUGCACGAUUACAUCUACAACCUCCUGUGCAUCCUCUGUCCCGAGGGACAGGUGCGAGAGCAGCUCUGGGAGGGUGUCCUCGUGAAUCGCUUGGUGCCAAUGUACCGCAAGGCCAUGUCGCACGCGCGCUUCCUGCUCGCCGUUGAGAGAGGCCAGCCGGCAACCUUCAACCACUACUUCAACGACAUCCUGCAGAAAAAGCGUGGCGAGCGAUUCACCAGCACGAUGGAGAAGUUCGCGCUCGGCUUAACCAAAGGCGACGGUACGAGCUCCAAGUACGUUCCGGUCAACCAGCUGUGCAACGUCGCGGAGAACAAGGACAAUGAGGAGCAGGUGUGCGAGGACGUGCUCGACACCUUCACAAGCUACUACAAGGUGGCGCGCAAGCGCUUCGUCGACGUUGUCUACCAGCAGGCCAUUUGGCACUACCUGCUGCAGGGACCUAAGGGUCCGCUUAAGGCGUUUGGCACGGAUAUGGUGAUGGGGCUCACCGACGAGCAGCUCGAGGAAAUUGCGGGCGAGGAUGAAGAGUCGAAGCAGCAGCGUACGACCCUGUCUCGCGAGAUUGCAAGCCUCAAGGCCGCGCUUCGAGUCCUUCGAUUGUGAUGAGGUCGCGCGAUCUGCUUCUUGGUACGGAGAGGCUGCCAAAGAGGGUUUGCCACUGUAUGAUGUUUUAGAAUAGGG
Messenger RNA from Purpureocillium takamizusanense, 2193 nucleotides. RefSeq lists its product as uncharacterized. The record is from RefSeq and is a predicted model, not a curated record. Lineage: Eukaryota; Fungi; Ascomycota; Sordariomycetes; Hypocreales; Ophiocordycipitaceae. The coding region runs from base 1 to 2115 and encodes 704 amino acids. Gene Ontology annotation, cellular component: cytoplasm; microtubule; membrane. Gene Ontology annotation, molecular function: GTPase activity; microtubule binding; GTP binding. The transcript is spliced from 7 exons.